ACAUAGCAACCGUGAGCACUAAUAGAAGGAAAACAUAAACAGAAGAACCGCAACCGGCUAAGAAGUAAAGAGGAUGGCGGAUUUCAGUAGAAAAGAUCUGCAUUUAACUAGUACUGGAGUAGGUCAUAGAUACCAACCGGGAUAUUAUUUUCCCAGUUCAAACUUUAAGGGUGUCCUUAAAGAUAAACUGCCUCCAGAGUUAGCCUGUCCUGAUGAAAUAAAAGGCGAAAGAUUUGGAACAACCACAGGAACCUUUCAUGAUAAUAAAUUUGCUGGUAUUGAAUAUGGAAAUGAUCACCCUACUUAUAAAAAAGCUCCAGCACUCUACAAAGUACAUUAUAAUCGAAAUGUUAUAGAAAAAUUAGGUCAUGGUGGUCAUAGAAGACCGCUUACAAUGGGUAACGAAGAGAGUGAGAUGAAGGCUAAAUAUAAAGCAAAUAAACCUGACGCAGUAUAUCUAUAUGAUAGAUAUCCAGCUCCCAAUCCUCAGGGUAUCUUAUUUGGAGAUCAUCAAAAAGAGGGUCCUACUAAAUUGGGUGAACAGAACACUAAAAAUCCAAAGAUGGCUGGAAGACCUUUCAAAGUCAAUGAUCUAAGUAUUAUGGAAUUAAAUAAUCCCUACACCACAACCAAUAUGAAAGAACAUAGAAGGUGGACUCCUAAGGAGUUACAUAAUGUUGGGAAAAAAGAUGUUGCAACUUAUUGGGAAUGUGAAGAAUAUCCUAAAGCUUGGGGUUUUGGGCUGAAGCAUAAUCCGCUUCCAAAGCAUGCUGUACCCAGAGAAAGACCGCCAAUGAGAGAUACUAUGGUAUUUAAAACUGCAACAAAAGUUGGUAGAAUUCCCAACAGAAUGAUUCCAGUUCCCCAUUCUGGCACUAAAACUGAGUAUUGCGAACGUUACGAAAUACCUUCCGAUUCAAAAUGUAAACAAGCUGAAUAUUGUCCGGUCGAUACUCCCUACAUUCUACCAGAUCCUAGUUCUAGGACAGCGUUUACAGCUCCGGGAAUGUAUAAAACUGAAUAUGAAAAUAUUGGUUGUGAACAAAUCAUCACUGUAUAA
This is a messenger RNA of Dimorphilus gyrociliatus, 1060 nucleotides long. Lineage: Eukaryota; Metazoa; Annelida; Polychaeta; Dinophilidae. The record is from the annotation of a GenBank genome assembly.